GUUGCGGAGGGGGCUAACUCGAGCGACCCCCGAGGACCUUGCCCUAGCCUUGGCUGUUACGUAGGACGGACUGCGUAGAAAGAAGUUAGGCGUAAACGGAACAGGUGCGUCCUAGUCGGCACCCUCCCCCCGCCCCGUGCCCCCUGGUAUGGCUUUUUCUCUCUGUUUGCUCUGUGGAUGUUAACAUACCUAAUACCUUUAAGACCACUAAAUAGGUAGCUUGUGUAUUGUAUUAUCUCAUUUCUCACAACAAAAUGGAGAGAUUGCUGGUAUCCACCUUUGUGUAGAAGAUAGAGGCUCUGAAAAAAUAAAACUUACCCAAGCCAGGUUUCCCCAGCCAGUGAGUAGCUGAAAUGGCAAAAUGCAGUUUUGCCACAGUAGUGGUUAGAAAGGUUUUAUUGUGUAUAUGUGUGUUGGGCAUGGUCAGAGAUAAUUGUUAGGGAGUUUUGGCUUUUUGUUUUUCAGCACGAUAGUUCAGAUGCUUUGAGGAGCAUUGAGGGGUCCCUCAGCUUCUGCACCUCACUUAAUCAUACCAGAUGCAGAGGGGCUUCUGGGUACCAGUUUAUUCAGAGACUUUUUAUUGGUAGCUGUUUGUCUUCAACUCACACCCUAUGAUUAGUUAGCAAGAUUUCUCUUUGAGUUUUUUUGAAGUUUCAUCAUUAGACUGACUUGCUGAACUUUCACCACAAAACAGGUGGUGUUCUAGAUCACUGAUUUCUCAUGCUAGCUUUAGGGCAUCUCACUUAUCUUAAGGAUUGCUGUCACAUGCUCCAAAAUGAUUAUGAUUCACAUUAGUUUGAAUCACGUUUGGCAGAGAAACAUUGAUAGCACAGACCGUUGUAAGUGGCAAGUAAUUCUGGAAAACAGCUCAGACUUAUGAAAUCUAUUUAAUUCUCCCGUCUUUCUUAGCUACACUUCUGUAAAACAAACAAAACCAGACAGAUUUGACCUGUUCUUCCAGACUCAGAAUUGUCAUGAAGACAAAGUUACUUAAUAGGAUAAAUUUUAAGUUGCCUCUUGUUAAGUCCUUUUUAUCCUUCAGAACUUUGAUGUUUAUAUUUAAAUAUUUCUGUGAAUAAGUCCAGAUGGUGUAUGUCAGUAGGUUAGUUGAAACUGUGAUUCAUUGUGAAAUGUGGGGAAAUUUAAUUGAUUUUCCUUUGGCCCUUUUGCUAGGAGAAGGUGUUCCUCUAGGGUGAAUGGGACAGACACUGGUGGGCAGUGUGGAUUUUAUUUUGCUUUCAUACAAUUCCAGUUAAAAACUGAAAAUGCUGUAUUUCUCAACAGUGAUUUUUUUCCUGCUCCCAGAGAGUUUCAGAGGGCAAUUGAGAAGGAUUUGACUUGUCUUUUGGUUGGUGGGGUGAAUAUUUGAUUAAAGAAAAAUGAUUUAUUUUGCCUUAAAAUAGCAUUUUCAUAAAAUGGUGUCUUUUGGUCUGGCUUAUCCAUUCCUAACUGAGGCAUCUUCAUAGGUCUGUCUCUCUGGGCCUUAGUUUCCUUCUCUGUCAAAGAAAGACAGACUGGCUGCUAAUGAGGAGAGUGAAGGACCAUGCCCUUAAUUCAUCAGACAUUUAUUCAGUGGUUUAUUCUGUGCCAGACCCUGUUUGAGGUGACUGAGGGCGAGGGUCCAACAUGGAAACAUAUGGACCCUACCCUUAAGCCACAGGUGGGAGCUGUGCCACAUUCUGUGUCGACUAAGGGUAGUGGGGUGGUCUUAGGGGUAUUUUGUGUGUGACUAAGUGCUGUAUAUAAAGAGAUGGUACCUCGCGGCCGGCCUGGUGGCGCAAGCAGUUAAGUGCACGCGCUCCGAUUCAGCAGCCCGAGGUUCGCUGGUUCGGAUCCUGGGCGUGCACCGGGGCACUGUUUGUCAGGCCAUGCUGUGGCGGCGUCCCAUAUAAAGUAGAGGAAGAUGGGCACAGAUGUUAGCUCAGGGCCAAUCUUCCUCAGCAAAAAAGAGGAGGAUUGGCAUGGAUAUUAGCUCAGGGCUGAUCUUCCUCACAAAAAAAAAAAAAAAGAGAGAGAGAGAUGGUAUCUCAUAAACCCAAAACAUUUUAAGGAGCCCAGAACAACUCUUCAGUGACUGGUCAGCGUGGGAGGCUGUACUGUGGACUUGUCACUGGAGCAGAAUUCAGCCUAUGAGGAAAGACUUCAGGAGCAGAGGGAUUGGCCAGCUGUACUGUCGUUGAGCAAGCCUAGUUUUAGAAAGAGCGUUUUGGCUGAAUAAAGCACAUUCGAUAAAGGAUAUGGAAACUACUUUUCAGUUGGUGAGAAACAUCAUACCUCCUCUAACUACCAAGAAGCACAAAGGCCAAGAUGGAAGAAUAGGCGUAGUUGGAGGCUGCCAAGAGUACACGGGAGCCCCCUAUUUUGCAGCCAUCUCAGCUCUCAAAGUGGGCGCAGAUUUGUCGCACGUGUUCUGUACCCGGGAGGCCGCGCCUGUGAUCAAGUCCUACAGCCCGGAGCUGAUUGUCCACCCAGUUCUUGACAGCCCUAAUGCUGUUCAAGACGUGGGAAAGUGGCUGCCCCGACUGCAUGCCCUGGUCGUUGGACCUGGCUUAGGUAGAGACGACGUUCUUCUCAGCAACGUCAAGGGCAUUUUAGAAGUGUCAAGGGCCAGAGAUGUCCCUGUCAUCAUCGACGCAGAUGGGCUGUGGCUGAUCGCUCAGCAGCCGGCCCUGAUCCAAGGCUACCAGAAGGCUGUUCUCACUCCCAACCACAUGGAGUUCAGCAGACUUUCUGAAGCUGUGCUGGGAGACCCCGUGGACAGCAGCGAUCCCCAAGAAGCUGUGCUGAGACUCAGCCAGGCCCUGGGGAAUGUGACCGUGGUCCGGAAAGGGGAGCGGGACGUGAUCUCCGAUGGCAAACAGGUGCUCGAGUGCAGCCAGGAAGGCAGCAGCCGCAGGUGUGGGGGGCAGGGAGACCUCCUUUCAGGCUCCCUGGGUGUCCUGGUGCACUGGGCACUCCUCGCUGGACCCAAGAAAACAAAUGGCAUGGUGACAGUGAUGGCCCCACAUGCCUGGUGGGAUGUCCCGGGUCUGCAGGGCCCAAGAAGUCGAGGUACACCUGGCAGGCAGGGAGCACCGGCCAAACGGGCCCAGUGGGCGUGUGCCUGUGGAAGGAGAGGCUCUAGCCGGAGUCUAGUAAUGGUGGCAAGAGCCAGCUUCUCGGAUUCGGAGUAUUCCCUCACAUCUGGGCACUGCAGAGCACUUGCAAACCAGCACCAGUAAGUGCUGGUCUGGUUUCACCAGCGGGAACUGCUGUGUCCGGGCCUUCUCCAGAUGCCUAGGUAUUUUCCAUAAGCCUUUUAGGGAGUCUCACUGUCGGGUUAAUGGUUAUUCUAACUGAAAUGAGCUGCCUUCUGCCUCAGGGGCAUAUCAGACUUGAAAUUGCCAAUUUGGGGUCUCAGGGUAGGAAGGGGAGGGAAAUUCAGAGCCUGUGCUGGC
Molecule: messenger RNA, 3437 nt
Organism: Diceros bicornis minor
Lineage: Eukaryota; Metazoa; Chordata; Mammalia; Perissodactyla; Rhinocerotidae
Gene: NAXD
Product: NAD(P)HX dehydratase
Exons: 11
Coding region: 2238-3221 (327 amino acids)
Biological process (GO): metabolite repair
Molecular function (GO): ATP-dependent NAD(P)H-hydrate dehydratase activity
Source: RefSeq, a predicted model, not a curated record